UGUGCAAAACAACACUAUAUUUACAAUCAAUUCAAUUGAUUUGCUGUUCAAUAGAUUUUGUUGAAUAUAUUUAACUAACAAUAAAAACAAUUUAUUUUUAAUUUGUAUUUUAAUUGGUAUGACAUAUGAACUGUCGGUAACUAACAUUGUGGCCAACAAUUGAUACAAUUAUAAUAUUGUCAGUAAAUAUAUAUUAUUACAAACAAACAAACGGAUUGUCAAUACAGAGUAAACAUCAAACCAUUGGAUCCAAAUCUCCUCUGAGUUAUUGUCAUUGAAUGUCAUUAUUAUCUGAAGAUAAAUCCAAACAAAUGUCGGCAAUCAGUCCUCAGCGUAAAAAUCGUGGUAAAUGUAAAACAAAAAACACGAGAAGUGGAUCUGUGGACCAAAUCCCACCUCAGGUGUUGGAUGAGAUCAAUCGAUUUCUUGAAGGAAGACAUUCACCAUUGGGUGAUGUGGACAUCGAUAUGAGUGAUUGCAAACACGACAAGACUUUUUUGAAAGAUCAUAACAGCAAAGAGGUUGUGUUGGAACCGAAGGCCGGCCGAUGUCUACUUUGUCGGUGUCCUCAUAAUCCCGAUAGAUCUCGACUACAGUCAGGAUCGGAUCAGUUGUCAGACACACCACAAGUAUCGCUUUGGUUUUGCAACUCGUGUAAGAAGAUUGUGGAAAAGGAAAGGGAAUCUAAUUGUUCGCUGACACUGAAAGUAACGGCCACUAACACUACCGACUGUUCGACAUUAAGCGCCACAACCACUAUAUCUUCUUCGACAUCAAUUGCCACCCAAACGACCAACACGUCAUCGACGACAACAACCACAUCGACUUCCAUAUCGGUGACUACAAGUUCGUGUUCGUGUCCAUUGUGUAAGCGUCACGAUGAGCAUCAAUCACCUCACGAGGAUCUACGCACGUGUUGGCACGAACUCAAGUCGGCAAUUCUCCGCAUUUACCGCGAGUCAGGACUUGUACUCAACCAGACAUUUAUGCAACAAAACCGUAUGGAACUGACUCUUCAACAUAAGGGACCCCUUCCUUCCAAUGAUAAACUCAAAGAAAUUGUUCACAAACUGUGUGUUCACGAUCGACAUAAGCUUUAUCAAUGUCUAGAAGCACAGGUACGGCUGUUUGUAGUGGAGAUGCGUCUAAACCUACUGAAGCAUUUAGAACAGGGCUCUCAAGCGCUGUUUGAAGCAAUGAUAGAUCAGUACAGCAAACUUUGUCGGGCGUCGAAAAAAAGUGCACAAUUCCUGCAAGAAUUAGAGUCUAAACAUUUACGCAAAUUCAACCUGACCUGGGAGUUCCUCAAUAGACGACUCUUCCAAAGCACUGUCUAUUCCGAUACUUUUAUCAAACACGGACUUCCUAAGUUAACAGCGCUAACGAAGGAUCGGUCCCUAAUUGAUAUGUACGCCCGGUUUCUCAAGUUUGAGGACGAAAUGACAGUUAUAUCAGUUGUUUGGCGCGAAGCCCAACAGUUUAUUGACAAAUAUGAAAAGUUUGCAAUAUUAAAUAAGAAGAGGGCACUAAUCAAAGAAUGGGAACAAUUUAGUGUCGAAUGGGUAUUAGAUGAUCACGUGUCGGGCAGUGUCGCCAAUAAAAGUAAAUCAGGAGAGAGUCCAAUGUGUAUAAAGAAGCCAUCGAUUGAGUGUCUAAACGCUCGCUUUCUUGAGGAACAGAAACUGUUAAAAUCUGGUAAAAACAUGCAAUCCGUUAACUUAGAGGUGGAAACACAUUCAGCACUACAGGAACAGACAUUACUGGCCGCUUAUGGCGAAUGGGAUGCCAUUGAUAUCAAAGCCAUAUCAAGUCUUCAGGCAUCUAAUAAACAUCUAAAGUCUGCCACUGCUUCCACACAAGUGGAUCUACUGUUGACCAAUAAAGCUAAGAAUGAAUUUCAAAAGGCUACCGAUCAUCACACUCAUGAAGAUGACGAUUGUGAUGAUGAAGAAGAAUGUGAUGACGACGAUGAAGAUGUUGAUGAUGAAGAAGACGACGAUGAGGACGACGAUUCGUGUUCUGAUCAGAGCUCAACCACUUCGACUUCAACGAGUAAUGCUCAGCGAGGAGAAGGCGGUCGUGUUUGUGAUUGUUGUUAUUGUGAAGUCUUUGGUCACGGAAUGCCAUCCGUUGCGCCCACUUCUCGAAAUUACAAUGAAAUGAGGGAACGAUUGAGAAUGAGGUUAAGUAAACGUAAAGCAGAAAAGUGUGAGAAAAAUGUGACUCAAAUUGGAAGUCAAAUAACAAUUGAUAACAAUUUUAAACCAAAAGAUAAAGAGAUUGAACAGAGAGAUGAUCGUGAUUUGGAGGAAUUGAUUAACUUUAUUAAUGGUACUGAUAGUGGUAAUGGUAAAGAAAAGAAAAAGAAAAGCGAAAAACAAAAGAAACAGAAAAAUAAAGAUAAGAAAACGGUUUCCGAUAUUAAAGACUCUAAAAAUACUUCCAAUAAUAUUAAUAUUAUUAAUAAUAGUAAUAAUAAUAACAAUAAUAAUAUUAAUAUCAAAGAAGUGGGAAGUAAUUCCAAUACAAAAACUGCCGAUAAUUUGAAUAAAAAUCAUAAAAAUGAUAAAAUUAAUGACCACUCAAAGGAUACUUUGCUUAUCAAUCACAACAAUAAUGUUAAUAAUAAUAAUAAUAUUUGCCAUCAAAACAAACCAACUAAACCACUAAAAGAACAAAAUCAAAGCACAAAAUGUGAAUCACCGAAAUUGACCGACAAUUCUAAGUUAAAUUUAAUGGUUAACCAACAUCUCAAUGAUCAACAACAACAUCAACCAAUGAUUACUUAUAACAACAAUAGUAUUAAUGGUAUGACUAAUGGCAGCGCAAAGAACGCUAAAAUUAAUGGAAACAACAAAAAGAAGAUUAAAAUAUCAAAAGAAGAAAUUAAUUCAAACCAAAUCCAAAAUAUUAAUAAUAACAAUAAGAUUUCGAGCGAACCGAUUGUCAAUGGGAUCAUUGGACACCACAAACAAAAUGGAACAACUGUUAUGUCUAACGGUUCCCUCAAACAUCACCACCAAAUGAACUCAUUGAACAGUUCUCAAUCACCCGAAAGAAUUGAUAAUAACUCAGAUGUUGUCAAACAAAACAAACAAAAGCAAAAUAAGUUGAAUAGAAACAAAAAGAAGAAUAACAUCGAAGAAACACUAUCUCCAGAUGAAGUUUUUAUGCCAAAAGACAUUGAUUUGGAAAAUGGAGAAUUAGAUGAGUUUGAGAAAGAAUUAGAGGCUUUCAAAAGGUUCUGUUUUAAUUCGGUUCCGCUUAAAGUCAAAGAGAAAGUCAAUGUAAAUCUUAAAGACAUUGUCAUUAGGAAGAAAAAUGAAUAAUUUGUCGGUUAAACAAACAAACAAAAAGUAAAAUCCUAUUCAAUUGGUGGCAAAAUGAAAAACAAAAAAAACUUGUAAUUGUGAUAAUGCUAUUGAUUAUAAUUAUCAUUAUAUUAUUGGAAAUUCGUUAAUCCCUUCUCUUUAAUCUUAUUUAUAUGUCUCCCAUACUGUAUGUCAUAUAUCAGACACUUUUUCAAAAUGAAAAUCGGAAAAGUAUAUAUUGUUUUUAAUUAAUAAAAGAGUUAUUAAUAUG
This is a messenger RNA of Oppia nitens, 3582 nucleotides long. Its product is annotated as protein FAM193A-like. The transcript has 8 exons. Lineage: Eukaryota; Metazoa; Arthropoda; Arachnida; Sarcoptiformes; Oppiidae. The record is from RefSeq and is a predicted model, not a curated record. The coding region runs from base 279 to 3329 and encodes 1016 amino acids.